This is a messenger RNA of Magallana angulata, 1281 nucleotides long. RefSeq lists its product as uncharacterized. The transcript is spliced from 2 exons. The coding region runs from base 163 to 825 and encodes 220 amino acids. NCBI's taxonomy places the organism in Eukaryota, Metazoa, Mollusca, Bivalvia, Ostreida, Ostreidae. The record is from RefSeq and is a predicted model, not a curated record.
GUGAAAUUUAUAAUACUUUAUGUUUCCGGUGUUUUGGAACCAAGAAAAUUCAUCAUCGUGAGUCAGUGACAGUUGACAGUGAAGCGGUACAUUUAGAAUUUCGGCUACAUUGAAGAGUUAGCAAAGGACGCUUCUCUAAACAAAAAAGGUAUACAAGCGAGGAUGGCGGAAGAGUAUCCUAUAAAUGUUAAUGUCAAGGUUUAUAAGGAGGGCAUAGGCAACGCUUUCAGAAAAGUCGCCGAGCUAGGCCAAAAGAAAGAAUGGACGAAACUUCUAGAAACUAUUGACGGAGAUCCCCAGCUGAUAAAUUCCUGUGCCCUUGUGGAGAAAAACACCGCGCAUACGUUGAACACACCGCUUCACCAUGCUGCACUGGGAUCCGCGCCCAAAGAAGUGUUCGAACAGUUACUCGAGAUGGGAUCCGCCAAAUGUCUGAAAAAUUUAGCCGGAGAGACUGCAUACGAUAUUGCAGCGAAAUCUCAGCUGUCACAAGAUAUCUUGAAACUGAUCGAAGUUCCCAAAGAGAUUAAGCAAAAAGAGGCCAUUAUUGCUAAACUCGAGGAAGGAUUGCAUAAGGUUAUUCUCGGAAGAGUGGAAGAUCUGAUCAAGGAAAACGGCCAAGCCCUACCGCAGGUGGCGUACCUGUUUGAAAAGGGAGAGUUCUAUUAUGCAGUCCCCGGCAUGUAUGGAGGAUUCAGAGUGACCAAAAAUGGAGACAAGGGAAUCGUUUCGUCCAGUUGGAUCCGAGUGUGUGGGGGGAGUGGGCAGGAACACGAAAUUGACAACGACGGAAAUACGAAACUUGUGAACGAGGGAUUCGUGUGAAAAUAACGAUUUCCCAAUCUAUAUUUUUUAAAUUUUUUUUGACAUCUUUUAAUAUUUGGUUGACGCAUACAUGUAUUGCGGGAUUGUUUUUAUCAAAACACAUCUUUAAAAAUAACCAGUUGCCAUUCCUCUUGUAUUGUAUUAUUUUAUUUACCAGACUGUAUAGACUGUUUUUAUCGUAUCUGGCGAACCUGUUACUUUUCCAUAAUUUAUAUACUAGUAAUGGAGCGAAGUGAGCUCUACCGGCAAGGCGUGUGUGAAAUAUAGAAAAUUCGGACCAGUUGCAUAUUUCAAAUAAAAAAGAACAGCCUUUCCGGAAUUUUCAUACUCGUUGGAAUGGACAUUGUCAUAAUUGCAUAACACUCGUCUAACACUAAGAUAUUUAUAUAUUAAAUGUACUGGUAAAAUGGAAUAUUGUGGAGAAUUGGUUAUUCUUCUAAAUAUAUUUAACAACAU